AAACACCAGUAGAGGAAGAAUACAUCACGUAGACAGAUGUUAGUGCUAAACGGUUUAAUAUUAAUCGAAUUACAUUAAUAAGAUCACAUUGAUAAAAUGUCUUAAUGUUUGACGCCAUCACUAACUGAUAUAUAUAUAUCGUUAAAGUGACUGUUUAUCGACCGAGCGUUGAUCGUCUGAAUGAAUGAAGACAGUUUGAUCAUCAUUAAACACAGAUAAUGUUCACAGACAUGGACUAUGAGCUGGAGGAGGACAAACUUGGAAUUCCCACAGUUCCUGGGACAGUGACUCUGAAGAAAGACUCCCAGAACCUGAUAGGGAUCAGCAUUGGUGGAGGAGCUCAGUUCUGUCCCUGCCUCUACAUCGUGCAGGUGUUUGAUAACACUGCUGCCGCUCUGGACGGGACUCUGGCUGCCGGUGAUGAGAUCACAGGAGUGAACGGCAAACCGGUGAAGGGGAAAACUAAAGUAGAGGUGGCCAAGAUGAUCCAGGCUGUGCAGGGUGAAGUGGUGAUCCAAUAUAAUAAGCUGCAAGCUGACCCGAAGCAGGGCAAAUCUCUGGAUAUCGUGCUGAAGAAGGUGAAGCAUCGUCUAGUGGAGAACAUGAGUUCAGGAACUGCAGACGCUCUGGGACUCAGCAGAGCCAUCCUGUGCAACGACGGUCUAGUAAAGAGGCUGGAGGAGCUGGAGAAAACCGCUGAACUCUAUAAAGGAUUGAUGGAGCACACCAAGAGGCUGUUAAGAGCUUUCUACGAGCUCUCGCAGACACACAGAGCAUUUGGCGAUGUGUUUUCCGUCAUCGGUGUUCGUGAGCCGCAGGCCGCCGCCAGCGAAGCCUUCGUGAAGUUUGCGGAAGCUCAUAGAAACAUGGAGAAGUUCGGGAUUCAGCUGCUGAAGACCAUCAAACCUAUGCUGCACGAUCUGAACACAUAUCUUCAUAAAGCCAUUCCAGACACCAAACUCACCAUCCGCAAAUACCUGGACGUCAAGUUUGAGUACUUGUCGUACUGUCUGAAGGUGAAGGAGAUGGAUGAUGAAGAGUACAGCUGCAUCGCUCUGGGUGACCCGCUGUACCGCGUCAGCACCGGAAACUACGAGUAUCGCCUGGUUCUUCGAUGUCGUCAGGAAGCUCGAGCGCGAUUCGCCAAGAUGCGCAAAGACGUUCUGGAGAAAAUCGAACUGCUGGACCAGAAACACGUUCAGGACAUCGUGUUCCAGCUUCAGCGAUUCGUCUCGGGGAUGUCGCAUUAUUACGACGACUGCUAUGCCGUGCUGAAAGACGCAGACGUGUUUCCCAUUGAGGUGGAUCUGUCCAGAACCAUGAUCAACUACAGCGGACAGAGCCUGACGUAUGAGGACGAGGAUGAGGAGGAGAGCAGCAGAGCCCAAAGCCAGCAGCAGGAGGAGAACGGAGCUGAGAAGCUCAUAGACGACCAGUGAGUGAAUGAACGAAUCAUCUGAGGAGUAAACCAUUCAAUGAACGAAAGCGAAUCAUGUCAUUUCAGGAGGAGAAAUGAGCCUCUGCAUAAUCAUAUUCACUCACAUAUAAUACACUAUUAAUUCAUCCAUCAUAUACAAUGUUCAGAUUAUAUACUGAUGAACCACACUUUUAUUCAAAACACUGAUCAGACUCAAAAGAUUCAGUCACAGAGUAAAUGAUUCAGCAUACUUUGUGUUUGUUUUUGGGUUUGGAUUUAAGUUACUAAAUGAUUAUUAGUAACGUUUUUGCACUUUUUUUGUGUUUAAAAACAUUUCCAGUAAAACUCGUUGAUGAUCAGUGAGUGUAUGAAUGAACUAAUGAAUCAUCUGAGGAUUAAAUGAAUCAGUGAACGAAA
Messenger RNA from Danio rerio (zebrafish), 1834 nucleotides. RefSeq names its product protein interacting with prkca 1 (gene pick1). The record is from RefSeq and is marked provisional. NCBI's taxonomy places the organism in Eukaryota, Metazoa, Chordata, Actinopteri, Cypriniformes, Danionidae. Gene Ontology annotation, cellular component: synapse; membrane; cytoplasm. Gene Ontology annotation, molecular function: protein domain specific binding.